UUAAGCUUGUGCAGUGUGCGUCUGGCCUGACGCGGAUUUACAAGACAAUACGUAAUAUGGCUUGGUUGGAAGUGCAGGUGGUACCGGGCGGGGGGAGGGGAAGUGGAGUUGGCACCGCCCGCCGACCACGUGACACAGUACUGGCCCGAUCGCCCUUUCCUCCUGGCCUGUGUGAACCGGCUCAUUUGAAACCUGGCCGUUACGAAGGUCGUCUCAUCAGCUAUCGCGUAGUUUCGACUCGUGUUGUUUACCAUGUCAAACCGUGUCUUGCACAGUGAAGGUUAUCGGUGCAACAGCGGCGGCAUUUACCAUGUGAACGACGGGUAUUAUUAUUUGAGACACAGUGUCGACUUCAACAAGAUCUUUGUCCGCUGUGCCAUGCGCAAAAGCUGUGGAGCGCGGGGUUCCUUGCCGCUGUGCGCACAGGACAGGACUGUGGACAAGUUUGUACGCUCUAAGCCGCACAAUCAUGCACCUGACUUUACGUACCUGGGGGUGUUGUCGUUGCGGAAGGCGAUGUUAAGACGAAGUAGAGAAGAGACCACUGACUACAAGACUAUAUUCAACGAAGAAUGUAACAGCGUUGGCGAAGAAAUAUCAAGUCAGCUGGACUACAAGUCAAUGUCUACCUCUAUGUGGCGGGAACGGCGAUUCGCGAUGAACCGCACCCCUAAAAGCUUAGUUGAUUUUGGAACUACUGUGGAACACUCCAAGUACGCAACAACCUGGGGGAAGACCUCGGAGACGGAGAAGUACUACCCAGGGCACUGUGGUGGAUACUAA
This is a messenger RNA of Homalodisca vitripennis (glassy-winged sharpshooter), 783 nucleotides long. RefSeq lists its product as uncharacterized. Bases 253 to 783 code for a protein of 176 amino acids. The transcript has 3 exons. The record is from RefSeq and is a predicted model, not a curated record. Lineage: Eukaryota; Metazoa; Arthropoda; Insecta; Hemiptera; Cicadellidae.